Varanus komodoensis (Komodo dragon) is the source of this 2391-nucleotide messenger RNA. RefSeq names its product extracellular leucine rich repeat and fibronectin type III domain containing 1 (gene ELFN1). The record is from RefSeq and is a predicted model, not a curated record. Gene Ontology annotation, molecular function: protein binding. Bases 1 to 2391 code for a protein of 796 amino acids. Lineage: Eukaryota; Metazoa; Chordata; Lepidosauria; Squamata; Varanidae. The transcript has a single exon. Gene Ontology annotation, cellular component: plasma membrane.
AUGGCAGGCCACCAGUGGGCGGUGAGGUCGGCUCUGUGCGCGUGCAUGGUGGCCGUGUCCCUGCUGCGCGUGGGCGAGGUGUGGGCCGACUGCUGGCUGAUCGAGGGGGAGAAGGGCUUCGUGUGGCUGGCCAUCUGCAGCCAGAACCAGCCCCCCUACGAGUCCAUCCCGCAGCAGAUCAACAGCACCAUCCUGGACCUGCGGCUGAACGACAACAAGAUCAAAAGCGUCCAGUUCUCCUCCCUCAGCCGCUUCAGCAACCUCACAUACCUCAACCUGACCAAGAACGAGAUCUCGUACAUCGAGGACGGUGCCUUCUCCGGACAGUACAACCUGCAGGUGCUGCAGCUGGGCUACAACCGCCUGAGGAACCUGACUGAGGGGGUCCUCCGGGGGCUGGGGAAGCUGGAGUACCUCUACCUCCAGGCCAACCUCAUCGAGACGGUCACCCCCAACGCCUUCGGGGAGUGCCCCAGCAUCGUGAACAUCGACCUGUCCAUGAACAGGAUCCAGCGGCUCGACAGCAACACCUUCCGGGGCCUGAGCAAGCUCUCCGUCUGCGAGCUCUACAGCAACCCGUUCUACUGCUCCUGCGAGCUGCUGGGCUUCCUCCAGUGGCUCGAGGGCUUCACCAACAUGACGCGCACCUACGACCGCAUGCAGUGCGACUCCCCGCCGGACUACUCCGGCUACUACCUGCUGGGCCAAGGGCGGACCGGCUACCGCAACGCCCUGGGCAUGCUCUCCUCGCUCUGCACCGGCGGCCCCUACACCAUGCCCCCCUAUUUAAUGCCCCCCAAGAAGCUGGCGACCACCGCGCCGCCAGAGAGCCCGUGCCCGGAGGAGGAGUGCUUCUCUGGCGACGGCACCACCCCACAGGUCUCGCUGCACACGCCCGUGAUCGACCCAGGCCUGUACCCGACCAUGAAGGUGAAGCACGUGACGCACAACUCCGCGGUGCUGAGCGUGCAGAUCCCGGUGCCCUACAGCAAGAUGUACACCCUGGCCCAGUUCGAGAACGGCCGCUACAACAUCCUGGCCAAGCUCUUGAAGAAGAAGGAGGACAUCGAGCUGACGGACCUGGGCCCCAACGAAGACUACACCUACUGCGUGAUGUCCUCCAGCCGGGUCUCCAGGUACAACUACACCUGCCUCACCAUCAACCUCAACAAGCAGAGCAGGGAGGAGCCCUUGCCCAGCCCCUCGACGGCCACGCACUACAUCAUGACCAUCUUGGGCUGCCUCUUUGGCAUGGUGAUCGUGCUCGGGGUGGUGUACUACUGCCUGCGGAAGAGGCGCCACCAGGAGGAGAAGCACAAGAAAGCCGCCAUCAAUAUGAAGAAGACCAUCAUCGAGCUGAAGUACGGGCCAGAGAUGGAGGCGACCAGCAUCUCCCAGCUGUCCCAGGGCCAGAUGCUGGGCGGGGAGGCCAUGACGCGCAUCCCAUACCUCCCCUCGGUGGGAGAGGUGGAGCAGUACAAGCUCAUCGACAGCAGCGAGACCCCAAAGACGACCAAGGGCAACUACAUGGAGGUGCAGACCAAGGAGCCGCCGGAACGGAGGGACUGCGAGCUCCCCCUGCCGCCGGACAGCCAGAGUUCGGUGGCCGAGAUCUCCACCAUCACCAAGGAGGUGGACAAGGUCAACCAGAUCAUCAACAACUGCAUCGAUGCCUUGAAAUCGGAAUCCACCUCCUUCCAGGGGGUCAAGUCGGGGGCAGUGUCCACUGCCGAACCUCAGCUGGUGCUCUUAUCCGAACAGAUCCCCAGCAAACACAGCUUCCUCACCCCGGUCUACAAGGAGAGCUACGCUCACCCGCUGCAGAGGCACCACAGCAUGGAGGGGCCCCCCAAGCACUCCAGCACCUCUUCCAGCGGCUCCAUCCGGAGCCCCCGAUCCUUCCGCUCCGACGGCGCCGGCCACAAAUCAGAAGCCAAAUACAUCGAGAAGACCUCUCCGACCACAGACACCAUCCUCACUGUGACGCCGGCGGCCGCGAUCCUCCGGGCGGAGGCGGAGAAGGUCCGCCAGUACAGCGAGCACCGGCACUCGUACCCAGGGUCCCACCAGGGGGAGCAGCACGACAGCGUGGGCGGGCGCAAGCCCUCCAUCUUGGAACCCUUGACCAGGCCUCGCCCCAGGGACCUGGCCUACUCGCAGCUCUCCCCCCAGUACCACAACCUCAGCUACUCCUCCAGCCCGGAGUACACUUGCAAACCGUCCCACAGCAUCUGGGAGCGCCUCAAACUGAGCCGCAAGCGGCACAGAGACGAGGAGGAGUACAUGGCCGCAGGCCACGCCCUGCGGAAAAAGGUCCAGUUUGCAAAGGACGAGGACCUCCACGACAUCCUGGACUACUGGAAGGGCGUUUCUGCCCAGCACAAGUCCUGA